Molecule: messenger RNA, 1029 nt
Organism: Spodoptera frugiperda (fall armyworm)
Lineage: Eukaryota; Metazoa; Arthropoda; Insecta; Lepidoptera; Noctuidae
Product: trypsin CFT-1-like
Exons: 4
Coding region: 166-939 (257 amino acids)
Biological process (GO): proteolysis
Molecular function (GO): serine-type endopeptidase activity
Source: RefSeq, a predicted model, not a curated record
AUCAGAUUUAAUGCAAUCCCUUUUCCGAUUAAUAAUGCAAAUUCCUGUGAUAACGAACAGAAGGGACUUUUUAGUGUUUUUGAUUAACAGUUCAAAGUUUUUUUUUUCCCUAUAAAUACCUGCAAUCACAAUAAUGUUGCACACUGGUGCACUGCAGUCUACAACAUGCGCGUCUUUGUUCUACUAGCUCUCUACUUAGCGGCUGUUACAGCCGUCCCUUCUAAUCCCCAAAGAAUAGUCGGCGGUUCUGUGCCGCCUAAUUUUAGUCCUUCUUAUCCUAGCAUCGCCUCACUCUUAUUCACAUGGAAUUGGAGUACAUACGUUCAAACUUGUGCUGGCACCAUCAUCAACAACCGUGCCGUCCUUACCGCUGCUCACUGCGUAUAUGCUGAUGAAGCCGGUAGAUGGCGCAUUCGUGUUGGGGCCACCUGGUCCAACAGUGGUGGUAUCGUUCACAACGUCAACGCUAACAUCGUUCACGGCGGAUUCAACUAUCAAACUAUGGAAAAUAACCUAGCUAUCCUGCGCUCUGCUUCAACAUUCUCCUUCAACCAUAAUGUGCGCAAUGCUCCCAUCGCUGGCGUUAACUACGUUAUUCCUGAAAACGAUUUUGUCGUGGCUGCUGGAUGGGGUGACACUUACUAUGGUUCUAAUGCUGGGUCUGCGCAGCUCCUUCACGUUGUGCUCGUGCUUAUUAACCAUGACACUUGUAGCUAUAACUAUGCUGGUCAAGGAAUGACUAUUACCGGCGAAAUGUUGUGCGCUGGUUGGCCGACCGGUGGUCGUGGUCAGUGCCGCGGUGAUGAUGGCGGUCCUCUCUUCCACAACGAUGUCCUUGUCGGCGUCUACUCUUUCGGGUUUGAAUGCGGCUUACCUGAUUUUCCUGGAGUCAACGUUCGCGUUAGUAGAUACACAUCUUGGAUUUCUUCUAAUGCUUAAGAUUGUAUACAAAUCUUUGUGUUUUGCAUUUAUUAAAUACACGAAUGUACUCUAUGUUUUUUUAUAUGUAAUAAAUAUUUUUACAUUUUA